Messenger RNA from Mucor mucedo, 528 nucleotides. RefSeq lists its product as uncharacterized. The record is from RefSeq and is a predicted model, not a curated record. The transcript has 3 exons. Bases 1 to 528 code for a protein of 175 amino acids. Lineage: Eukaryota; Fungi; Mucoromycota; Mucoromycetes; Mucorales; Mucoraceae.
AUGGAUGAUAUGAUUACGGCAAAGGUGGAUGAAGCCUGCUCAACGUUGGAAAGGAACAUCAUUUGCCUUGAAGAUAAAAUCGACACUUUACAGGAAGCGUUACAAAGUUUGACUGAAAGAGGUGUCCAACAAGUUUCAUACAAGGACAAGAAACUGGAAAUAGGAAUUUUGCUAUUGAAACAAGUAGAAGGCUUGUCUGAAACUGACAAGGAAGCUAUGAUGGAGAAUUUAAAUCGUUCUGCCCUUUCUGUUUGUCUUGCUUUCGCUUUCCGGAAUCACAUGGGUAAGUACAGAGGAUGGGGAUCCUCGAAUGGCACUGAGCAAUGGACAAUGCUUAAAUCAAUACAAGAGGAAGUAGUGGAAAUCGAUCCAAGGUUUGGUUUCCUUAAGGAUUGUGCUCGUCUUUGGCCAUGCGAAUUUAUUUUGCAGCCCAAAUGGACACAAAUGUCCAAGAAUUUCCGAACAGAAAGGCAAAUCGCAGAAGCAAAGAAGAUCAUAGAUGAAUAUCAUUAUCAAAUGACAGCUUAA